AUGAUUGCCCCUUUGCAUGUCGCGAACGCCCCCCGGCCCGUGAGCUGCCUCCGGAGCAGAUGGAGGUCGGGACCACCAGGUGAACGAGUUUGCUCCGGGUCCACAGCUUUGCAGUCGGUACCUACCCGUUCUGUGAUCAUUGCUGGAUCCCUGGCCUUCGGUGCGACUGCGGGCAUUGCUUGGCGGAAGAAGUUCAAGUCCAAGAAAAGGCUGAGGCUUCCGAAGCUCCCGGUGCAGCCAUCUCUGCAGCAGGUCAUCGGUGUGCUGCGGCGGGUGGACCCAGCUCUUGGCAACUUAGCCGAGACUGUGUCGCAGGUUUGGGAUCUGCUGCAGACGGAGCUCGAAGAGCGGCGCGCGCUGGACAGCUCUCAGGCCGAGAAGAUCGGCCAAAGUGGAACGCUUCUCCUGCACCUCUUCGCCCUUGGCCGUUUGAAGUGCCUCCAGGGUGCCGGCUUCGAGCUCCCUGCCGAAGAGGUGCCACUCGUCUCUGACAGGCAGCGGCUCGCUGAGGGUCUGCGCUUCACGCGCCUGGCCGUGGCGUCCUACGGGGCCAACUUGCUGGCCUUGGUGGGGCUGCUCCAGCUGCGGGACGCCUGGCCCACCGACGGCGCAAAGCGUGACAAGGUCGCAGCCACGAAAUAUCUGCAGAUUGAGGAGAAACAGGUGCUUGCCUGUGGCACCUUGAGCAAGGAGGCCCAGGAGGCCAAAGCCCCAGACCGCUUCAAGCCGUGGUGGAUACUGCUUGAGGAUGACGGCGAAUUAAUUCUGUCCAUCCGAGGUUCUGCGAAUGUCGCUGACAUCGCAACCGACCUGGCUUGCAGCAACUGUGAGUUUCUGCACGGCUUUGCUCAUGAAGGAAUGGCUGGAGCAGUGCUUUCUGUGUGGGAGGAAGCACAGCCUCAGGUCUUGAAAGCAAUUGAUGCCCAUGACUACAAGCGCUUUGUGGUCUGUGGGCACUCUCUGGGUGGAGCCGUGAGCUUGCUGUUGGGGAUGAAGCUCAGAGCGGAGGCCUGCGGAGGUCAUGUCCGUAUAUCUAUCCACAUAUUUAUGUAUAUAUUUACAUAUGUGGUUGUAUAUUUAUAUGAUUUAUAUGUACACGCACACGUGUAUGUGUGUAUGUAUGUGUGUGUGUGUAUAUAUAUAUAA
Symbiodinium necroappetens is the source of this 1146-nucleotide messenger RNA. Lineage: Eukaryota; Dinophyceae; Suessiales; Symbiodiniaceae. The record is from the annotation of a GenBank genome assembly.